UAUUAUUAUUAUUAUUAUUAUUAUAACACUGUUAAUUUCAUUAGGGCUUCAUUAGUUUACAAAUCAAUGAAGUGUGUGUUAUUAUUUGUGACUGAUACAACAACUAACAUUAAAGAAUUAAUCAAAUCAUUUUCUAGAUAUAAAUAAUAUUUUUUUCCUUUUAUAAAGAAUAUUAUUUUAACAUUUUCACAUCAAUUCAAAUGAUUAAAAUUCAAUUAUAUUUUAUAAUUAUAUGUAUUUAACUAAUAAAUUUUGAAAUAAAUAAAAUUAUUUAUAAGAUCAAAGAAUUUUAAAAUCAUUAUUAAAAUUAUAAUAUGUAUAAAUAUCAUUAAAAUUUAAGUGAUAUUUCUUGUGUAAUAAGAUAAAGUGUCAAAAUGAUAUUUUUUUAUGAAAAGUAACGAGUUAUUAUAAUUCGUAAUUAGGUGAACAUUUAAUCUGUUUAACUAUUGGAAAUGUGGACUCGACCCCCUUCCUACGACUACAACUAUUCAAAGUCGAAUCAAAAUAUCAGUGCUGAAGUCAAAGUCUUUCCUACACCCAAUUAAAAAAAAAAACUUAAAUUCCAAGUUAGAUUUUACUUUUCUAACUUUUUUUCGUUUUACAAAGUUACUUUAACAUAUAUCAUAUUAUGUAAUCUACUUUAAUGUCUCAUAUUAAUUUUUCGUAAUCUACUUUAAUGUCUCAAUAAACUAAAAACCGUGUAACAUAAGUCGACAGUUCUAUCAAAAUUUGAUAAUUGAAAAUGACUGAAAGAAUGUUAAAAGUACAAAAACAAACAAUGAAUUUUGUUGACGUAAAUGACGUGCAUAUAUAUAUAUAUAUAUAUAUAUCUUGUGCAUCACAAUUGUUAAGACAUUCUUCAUAAAAAAAGUAUCAAGCAGCUCUGGAAAAAAAAAUCAAGUAGCUUAUUUUCGUAAUCCUUACGAUGAGCCAUACAAACAGAGGAAGCUUGAUAUCGUCUCACAGUCUUCAUCAUUCGGAAGAGAGAGUCCCUCUUCGAUCAGAGUCAGACCAGUCCUGUCUCAAUUCAAGUCCAGAGUUCGAUUUUUGCCUCCGUCAGAACUCGAAACAACGGUUUUCUCACGCCGAUGAGCUCUUCUCCAACUGGAAAAACCUCUCUCGCACUGCGUCUGCCAAGGCCUCCAAGAAGAACGAGAUUACUUCUACGGAAAGUAAGCUUGAAACCCUAGCUGUAAAAUCGGACACGAUAGAUUCUGACUCAGAUGAUCCAAGUUUUGGGUGUGGUUUUUGGCUUGUUAGAAGCAAAUCUGUCGGCUACUCGAUGAGAAACAAGAAGACAAGUUCUUCUUCAGAAUAUCAUCGGAGCAAUAGUGAUCCACAGAAAAAGAAGAAGAAGAGUUUGCAGAAGAUGAAUUCUACAGAGAUUAGGGCUUCAAGAUCCAUGAAUAGUUCGGCUUUGAAUGUCCCAUUGGCUGAUAUGUUUUGCUUAGGUCCUGUUUUUUCCGGCAGCCGGGAUCGGAAAAUAUGAAGAAUACUUUUAGUAACCUCGGAUUCAUAAAUUUGUGGAAAAGUCGCAUAUUCUAUUUCUAACCAUUAGAAAGUUAAUAGUGCUUGUAUUUGAAAUGAUUUUUUUAUUGCUAAUAAACUUGGAGUAUGAAUGACUAAAUCGAAUCUUGAGGAAGAUCGUCAUACUCAUGCAUAGCUUCCAUUUUAUUCAAGUUUUGAUAUAUUUAUUACAUCAAGUUAUAGAGAUUGUUGUAAUACGGAAUAUAUAUAUACGUAAGUUCUAUUCAAACUUUUAGCUACA
Brassica napus (rape) is the source of this 1768-nucleotide messenger RNA. RefSeq lists its product as uncharacterized. The record is from RefSeq and is a predicted model, not a curated record. The transcript has a single exon. Bases 926 to 1489 code for a protein of 187 amino acids. Lineage: Eukaryota; Viridiplantae; Streptophyta; Magnoliopsida; Brassicales; Brassicaceae.